Messenger RNA from Beauveria bassiana ARSEF 2860, 996 nucleotides. RefSeq lists its product as uncharacterized. The transcript has 3 exons. The record is from RefSeq and is a predicted model, not a curated record. Lineage: Eukaryota; Fungi; Ascomycota; Sordariomycetes; Hypocreales; Cordycipitaceae. Bases 1 to 996 code for a protein of 331 amino acids. Gene Ontology annotation, molecular function: heme binding; oxygen binding.
AUGCGUUUCUCUACCAUUGCCGUCGCCGCCGCGGCCACUGCCGUCAACGCCCAGCGUCCCAUGGACAUGCCCAUCUGCGACUACUACACCACGGCUCUCCUCAAGAACAACACUGCCGAGAACCAGGCCACUCUCCUGACCCUCCUCGUCAACACCGUCGUCAUUGGCAAUUACACCAUGCCCAAUGUCGGCGUCUCUGUUCCCGGUAUCCUCAAAGAAGGCGAGGUGGACGGUACCAAGGUCAACCUGGCUCCUUACUUCAACGGCGGUCUUGCCUCUACCAACCGCAACAAUAAGGCUACCUGCGUCAACUUCCUCGACGGCGGCGGUGCCGAGCCUCUGAUGAAGAACAUGCCCGCCAACAACGACAAGUCCAACCAGCACUUCCUCCUCACCCAUCUGUACCAGUUUUUCGGCACCCUGCUCGGCUGCUCCAAGCAGGGCAUGUCCGGCUUCGACGCCUACAUGGGCAGCCCAUCCAUGUACAAGGUGCACAAAUUCAUGAACCUGGGCAAGGCCGAGAUGGACUACUUUAUUGGGCAGGUCGGCAUGGCCGCCGCCUCCUUUGGCGCCGACCAGGCUGACAUUGCCGUCGUCGCAAAGGCCCUCGACAACACCUUCAACAUGCGCUGCAGCGCCCCCGCCGAGGUUAUCAAGGGCGAGGGUCCCCAGGCCCAGGCCAUCUGCAUCCAGCAGGACUGUUCCGAGGCCGAGAAUGCACAGUGCGACGCCUACGAAGAGGCCGUGGCCCCCGGCAAGUGCUCCAUGAUGCCCACCGGUACUGGCGGCAUGAUGCCAACCGGUACGGGGAGUAUGAUGCCUACCAUGACCGGCUCCAUGACUGGAUCCAUGACCGGCUCCGCGACCGACUCCGCAACCGACUCUCCGACCAGCACCAACCCUACAGCUACCGCUCCUCCUACAACCGGUGCCGGUAAUGUCAACAGCUUCGGCCUCGCUGCCGUUAUUGCCGCCGCCGCUGCUUACGCUCUGUAA